Dichomitus squalens LYAD-421 SS1 is the source of this 738-nucleotide messenger RNA. RefSeq lists its product as uncharacterized. The transcript is spliced from 2 exons. The record is from RefSeq and is a predicted model, not a curated record. The annotation marks the transcript as partial. Lineage: Eukaryota; Fungi; Basidiomycota; Agaricomycetes; Polyporales; Polyporaceae.
AUGAUCCAACAAUUAAAGGAGGCGCUUAACAAGAAGUACACGGUCAAGGCAAGGUCAGAGGCAUGGGCCCUCACUGCGGGGAUGGUUGAGAAACAUAGUUCAGCAAUGGUAGAACAAUGGAUCAAAGAGAUUGACGCAUUGCCAACGUUUGCAGGGCUAUUCUCUGCGGUCCUCACAGCAUUCAAUGUCCAGACCUAUCAAUUGCUCCGACCUGGACCUACGGAUACUACUCCCGUCCUCAUCCAUAUUUCCGGACAACUUGUCAGCUACGCCGUUAACCCACUCUACGUCAACUCCACCCAGCCGUCCUACGACGCAAUUGCUGCUUCUACAUCCCCUUUUCGUGCGCCGACAUACGCUAUCUGGCUUAACAUUUGCUGGUUCACCAGUCUCGUACUCAGUCUGGCUUCUGCAUCCAUCGGCAUUACCGUGAAGCAAUGGCUCAAUCACUAUGAGGUCGAUUUGUCCGGAACAGCCCGGGAGACUGCGGCUAUCCGACAGCAUCGGCUGAACAACCUCAUGAAGUGGAAGGUCCCCCAGAUCGUUGCAAUGUUACCCAUCCUUUUGCAAACCGCCCUUGUGCUCUUCUUUGCCGGCCUAGUCAUUCUCUUGUGGUCCAUCCAUGCUGCACUCGCAACAGUCGUUUCUACCCUCAUUGCACUCUUACUCGCCUUCACGUUCUGCACCAUCAUCUUGCCAACGUUCCAAAGCGACUGUUGUUAUCUAUCACCUCCCUCG